Messenger RNA from Aspergillus udagawae, 228 nucleotides. Its product is annotated as Rpo12/RPC10 RNA polymerase subunit family protein. NCBI's taxonomy places the organism in Eukaryota, Fungi, Ascomycota, Eurotiomycetes, Eurotiales, Aspergillaceae. Gene Ontology annotation, molecular function: zinc ion binding; DNA binding; DNA-directed RNA polymerase activity. The coding region runs from base 1 to 228 and encodes 75 amino acids. Gene Ontology annotation, biological process: DNA-templated transcription. Gene Ontology annotation, cellular component: RNA polymerase II, core complex; RNA polymerase III complex; RNA polymerase I complex. The record is from RefSeq and is a predicted model, not a curated record. The transcript has 2 exons.
AUGUCCCGCGAAGCUUAUCAGGUCCCCUCUCUCGGCGCCCAAAAUGCCUUUGGCACCGAGGGUAUGACCGCUGGCUCGAUGGAUGGGCCUAUCGUCGCCUACCUGUGCGGCGAAUGCAAUGCGCGCGUCUCCCUGAAGAGAGGCGACCAGAUCCGCUGCAAGGAUUGCGGCCACCGUGUGCUUUACAAGGAGAGAACGAAGAGAAUGGUCCAAUUCGAAGCUCGUUAA